Molecule: messenger RNA, 7947 nt
Organism: Felis catus (domestic cat)
Lineage: Eukaryota; Metazoa; Chordata; Mammalia; Carnivora; Felidae
Gene: VAPB
Product: VAMP associated protein B and C
Exons: 6
Coding region: 152-883 (243 amino acids)
Biological process (GO): endoplasmic reticulum membrane organization
Cellular component (GO): endoplasmic reticulum membrane; plasma membrane
Molecular function (GO): FFAT motif binding
Source: RefSeq, a predicted model, not a curated record
CCCCCCCCCGCGCGCACCCCGUAGACGACCCCCGCCCGCAUCCCGGCCGGCCCCCCCUUUCCAAAUUUAAAGGGGGCGCAGCAUUAACGCCUCCCGCCUCAGGUGACCUCUUAGGGGUCUCCCCGCCAGAGGUGCCCCGCCGCUGAGGAACAUGGCGAAGGUGGAGCAGGUCCUGAGCCUCGAGCCGCAGCACGAGCUCAAAUUCCGAGGUCCCUUCACCGAUGUCGUCACCACCAACCUGAAGCUUGGCAACCCAACAGACCGAAAUGUGUGUUUUAAAGUGAAGACCACGGCACCACGUAGGUACUGUGUGAGACCCAACAGUGGGAUCAUCGAUGCAGGGGCCUCGAUUAAUGUAUCUGUGAUGUUACAGCCUUUCGAUUAUGAUCCCAAUGAGAAAAGUAAACACAAGUUUAUGGUUCAGUCUAUGUUUGCUCCAACUGACACUUCUGAUAUGGAAGCAGUAUGGAAGGAGGCAAAACCGGAAGACCUUAUGGAUUCAAAACUUAGAUGUGUGUUUGAAUUGCCAGCAGAAAAUGAUAAACCACAUGAUGUAGAAAUAAAUAAAAUCAUACCCACAACCGCAUCAAAGACAGAAACACCAACGGUGUCUAAAGCUCUGAGCUCCUCUUUGGAUGACACUGAGGUUAAGAAGGUCAUGGAGGAGUGUAAGAGGCUGCAAGGUGAAGUUCAGAGGCUGCGGGAGGAGAACAAGCAAUUCAAGGAAGAAGACGGACUUCGCAUGAGGAAGACGGUGCAGAGCCACAGCCCCGUCCCCGUGUCAGCCACGGCUGGGAAGGAGGAGGGCCUCAGCGCCCGGCUCCUUGCUCUCGUGGUUUUGUUCUUCAUUGUCGGUGUGAUCAUAGGGAAGAUCGCCUUGUAGACGCGGCAGGCGGAGGGUGGCACACUGCGUUGACGGGCCCGCCAUUCUGUGGGGUUUGAAUUUAUCAUAACCAUGUGUCAAAAGAAGUUAAUGUAUGAUGACAUCUCACAGGUCUUGCCUUUAAAUUACCCCCUCCCCACGCGUGCGCACGCGUGCACAUACGCACAUACACACACACACACACACACACACACACACACAAAUUAUAACGUAACAAUCUUUUAGAAAGUUAAAAAUGUAUAGUAAGUGAUCGGGGGAACAUAAUGAUCUUUGUGAAUGACAAGGGAAACCGUGAUUAAACCAUAAUGGCAUGUUGGAAGUGUCAUUUUAAACAUUUGUAGCCUUGGUACGUGUGGCUGGACUGAUUACCUCUCUUAGAACGAGACAGUCUUCCUGCCGGUUGGUGCUGGCCCUCAGGGGAGCCGGAGCCCGGUGCGGUGGGGGUGGGGAGGGCCGUCCCCUCCCCAGAGCAACCCCCCACCCGCCCCCUCGCUCCCCGGGCUGCUUCUCCAUGUUCUGCCCUGGCCGUCGGUUCCCUGGGACUGACGAACAGGGUCAGAAGCCAGAAGAAUUGUGCUGUGGCAGCGUCAGAUCUGCCCGUCAGGAGCGGGAGGCGGACGGUGACCGACUGACCCACCACUUUGGAAAUUAAAGUCAAUGCUUUGUUCUCUUAAAGGGACCAAGCUGAAUUACUGUUGGUUCAUGUAGUGAGAUGGAAUUGUUCUUCAGAGAUGUGUAACGCAUAUUUAACUUAUUUAAUGUAUUUCCUCUCAUGUUUCCUUCUUGCCACGAGAUCAUGAUUAAUGCUGUGGCCUCCAAAUCACACCUGUGCUGCCGGAGGGCUGCGGGCUCCCCCCCCCCCGCCCCCGAGGCUCUGGGCUCUGCGUGUCGAUGCAGGUGGGGGUGCUGUGAAUGUUGGGAACAGCUGCCACGAAGUGUUUCUCUGUGUAGACGAACGACAGUCGUCAUCGAGAGGGAAUUUUUCUUAGUAUCAGCGGUCAACUCUGUCACCCUUUCUGAUGGAGAAGAGUAGCUGACGUUCUUUCUUGUUCCUUUGUUGUCCCUCAGCCACCACUUACACUUCCAGCACGUGUGCCCUGAGUCUGGUCCUGACCUUUCCCGUGUGGCCCUGGCCCGAGAUGGGGCGGCAGGGUGGUGGCGGAGCGGGAGCCAGCUGGGUGGGGGCGGGGAGAGGGGCCACAGGCUCUUCAGAUAGUCGUCAAGUAGUUAUUGGGAGUUUGACUGUAAAUUAAUUUUAUGCCAUAAAAGACCAAUCCAAUUCUGUUCGACUAUGUAGCAUCUUAAAAAGAAAAAAAAUUAAAAUAAAGCCCCAGAAUUAAGAGUUCUUUUGUCAUUUUGUCACCUUUGCUGUAGAGGGGAAAUUAUUAUUUUUAUGAUCCUCGUUAUUAUUUUGUUAUUGGAAGGUUGGCUUUAAAAUGAGCCCUAUCAAUGAAAAUACAUGUUUAAUGAUUUAAAUAUAGAUAUAGCUAUAUACGUGUGUGUGUGUGUGUGUGUGUAUGUGUGUGUGUGUGUGGCGUUGGCUUCAACUGAAAGUAUAAAAAUAAAACUGUUGAAAAUCUUAAGCAACUGGUCACCCUCGCCCUUCCAUUACCUUGCCCUUCGGUAGGAAAAGAACUCUCCUUUGGGUCAAGGAGCCAGGCAGGAAAGAUUAGUGAAAGGCAGGCUGAGUGCGGCUCCAGGGAGUGGGUGGGUUUGAAAAGAUGGAUCCAUCAAAAGGAAGAAGGUCGUUAGAAGUCAUUCACUUGAGUCACAUUGCUCCUGAACUUGGCUGGGGCACAAGGGCCUUGGCUGUGGCUCUGGGGGUCUGGUCAGGGACCUAAAGCCUGGCAGCUGGAUGCCUGUAGGCUGAGUAAGUAAGUAGCUUCUGUCUUCACGAGAAGUUCCUGUGCGUCCCGAGUGCUCACGGUGAACACGGAGUGGCCCUGCUUCUCAGCCACACACCUGUCGGUCAGACCACGUUGAGAGCGCCCGACCCAAGUAGAAGUUAGUGUCCAGUCUUCUCUCGUGCGUGCGGAUCCGGGGGCUUCCGGAACAGAAUGAGACGCUUUCUGCCAUGAAUUUUCUGUAAGCGGACUCCAGUCCAGGUGUGGGAGCUGCAGCAAACCACUCUUCGUGGCUGGCAGCACCCGAUGGCUUUGACGGGAAGUGACCAGCAGGGUCUCCAGCUGUUCCCGUUUCUCUAGAGCAGAGAGCUGCAGACUUGUUCUCGAAGGGCGUGGCUGUGCGUUCCCACAAAACCUCACUCACAAGAACGGCUGGUGGGAUUUGGCCGGUGAGGCUGGAGUCUGCCCGUGCCUAUCCUGGGGCGAGUGAGUUCUUGAAAAGAGUGCCUCGGAUAUCCGUUCUGUUUUGGGUCUUGCAAAGCAAUUUAGUGUCUCAUGUAUAUGUAGGAGCCGGCAUUCAGCUUCUCAAAGAUGAGGGCAUUUUGCUCACAGCUGAAAAUCUGAAUUUGAGAUCCAGAGUUGUCUUCUUUCUGACUAAUCAUCCUAUAAAAUCUCUCUUCUUUGGAGGUUAAGAUUUGGUGAGCGCAUGUUAGUUUAUGGAACUUUCUGAGCAGAAGAAGGGAACUCCCCGGGGAGAGAUGGAGGGUGAUGGUGGGCAGACUGGAUGUCAUGGAACCAUGCGGUCGGUGAAGGGCGUGUCAGGAGAGGGUGAGUGCGUGGGGGGCAAGCACUGCCAAGGGUCUGGGACCGUUGCGGGAGCCACAGACAGUCAAGAUCUUGAACCUGGAGGAGUACGCACGUUUUGAGUGUCUUUUGCUCAGAUGAGAAUGACAGAAGAGAAGGAAUGAGAGGAAAGGCAAAGAGGUGGAUGUGUGUUCCCCUGACGUGGGUCUGUCCUGCCCCAAGAGGAGACAAUCAGAACAAACUGGCCUGGCGCGGGCAGGGCUGAUGCCGGCCGGGGUGCCAGCCCGGAAGCAAGCCACCCCUCCCCCCCCGCCUGCCCUCGGGCACCGCUUUCCAGCCCCUCUGGGAGCGGUGCCCUCGUAGGGACCUGCCACCAAGCCCACAAAUACAUAAGCAAUGUAAGCAAUAAGAGAGUCCUCUAAAUUUUUAUUGAUUGAAUUUUUAAAUUGAUAAUUUAAGCUCUCUCCGCACAGUACCAAAAUACCUCUUGAAGACAGCAGGCUGUGUUAUUUGUAGGUAUGAGGACCCGGCUUUAAUUUUUUUUCCUUCUCCUAGUUUGCAUGUUUCGUUUCCCUCCCUAGUCUUCUAAAUUGCUGGCACCAGCAGUAAUAAAUACUGAUAAAAUCAAAAUUGAUUUUUACCAGUGGACAGUUUAUGCCUAGAGAGACGGCUUAUACCUACAGAACACAGAAGGGGGAAAAAUGAGGAACCUCCAGUGAUCCGUGAAAACCUAAACGCUUUCAAACAAAUCCCAGGAACAGAAUUGCUAUCGAAAGAUAUCAGCACGGACUUGCAGGCUGUGUUGAGUCAGAUAUAACUGAAUGCAGUGAUGGCUCAGAGCUAAAUAGCCUUUCAAAUUAAUUUGAAAACAAACUCGUGUGUGUGUGUGUGUGUGUGUGUGUGCGCACGCGUGUGUGCGUGUGUGUAGCAUAUGUACCAUAUGUAAGUAGCUUAACAUUUUUCAAAUGGUGCCUAUAUUUUUUGCACUCACAAAUCUUUAUAUUUGCAAACUCAGAAUCCAUGCCAAAAUACAACAGCGUUUGUCAUUUUCAGUCCCUUUCUCUAAAGAACUGGACCAUUUACAAGUUUCUGGUUACGGUUUGUGGAAUUCUUGGUUUGAAAAGGAAAAAACGAGAGAGAUGGGACCUGGGCGUCAGUCACCUUGAACCCUUGAGUAACGCCCCUCUCCCAGCCCUUCUCAGGUGAAGAGGCCGCUGCGCCCCCUGCUGGCGAUGGCAGCUCACUGAGGGCGUCUCGCGCGGCCUGUGCUCUAGGGCGGCCUCCCCGGCCCCUUUCUGUUGAGUCCAUCCGGCUGGAGGCGGACCGACUCAAACUCUGGAGUUGUCAGAAGCGAGCACUCUGGGGAGCCCUGUCUCGGUGAAGCUUGGGUGUGUGUGCCGCUGGCUGGAAGCGAAUGCUUCCAAAGAUCAGCAGAAACGGACUUGUAUUUAGAAAGCCCCCCGAACAGUGGACGGAUGUCCCUGGUCCCCGUGCACAGAUCUGUCGCGGCCUGCGAUUACUCUCCGGUACCCGAAGGGCAGCUCGGAGACCACACGUGCCGCACGUAAAGUGGGGUCCCUCAGGGUGGCCCUGGCCUGAUCGGAUUUGUAGGUGGCUUCCCCCUCCCCUCCCCUCCCCUUUUUUUUUAGCCUUCCGCAGAGCCGCUUUGAUAGGGGCCUUUUAGAGAAAGUUGCCACUGUUGCGACGCUCCCUCCGCGCCGUGCCGAGUGUUGCCGGUACAUUCCGUCACUGGGCCGAAUCCUCCCGACUGCUGUGACCCAGGGGGCACGGGGGCUGUGUUGCGCACACGAGGAAAUGGAACCUCCGAGAGGUUGAAUCGAGCAAGUGCUUAGAUCCUCUCAUUUGGCACCAAGGGUGCCUCUGAGCGGGUCCCACUCGGAGCAGUCGUGUGUAAGGCUGGUGAGCGAGCUCUCCCUGCCCCGGCCGCCCCGACCGGCCGCGCACCUCGAUGGGUUCGCCUCCGUAGCUUGUGCGCUCAUUCUGAAGACGAAGCGAGCUUCGCCGAGAUGCGUUUCAUUUUUCCUUUUGAAACUAAACACACUUCAGGCGGUGCAGAAACGCGCGUGUUUCCAUUUUCUCAUCGCCUGAAGAUCUCUGCCUGAUGCUCCUGGGGAAUGAAUUGGGGGGCCGUAGAAAGAAAAUUGCCAGUCUGUCUCGGCGAGGCAGUGGCGAGGAUGCUUUUCUGCGGAGGCUUUACAUAACUUGUAAAUUAAAUGCGGAGCGAGGGUAGUUCAUUAAAAUUGGUAUCCCGGAAGUGGCCCGCCGGGGUUUGAAAACGCCGAGCUGCCAGGCUCAGACCUCUCCCCGAAUCAGCGCUGCCCUUCUCCGGGAAGUCACGGAAGGGAGCGAGUCACAGCAGACCCUGAUGGGGGGGGGGGGGGGGGGUGGCGGCAGCCCAGAGGCAGGCCCGGAAGGCUGUGAGCAUGCGUCUCCAGCGAGACCCCCCAGCCGGCUCACCCCUGCGCCCGAGUCCCGUCCGCUGCACCCCUAGUCCACGGGGCUCAGACUCCCCGGGUGUUAACUGGGGUGCACGAGGCCUCCCGCCCCUUGCCGGGGGGGAUCCAGACCUCCCUCCGUGGGGAUGUUCAGCUACAUCGGUGCCGCUGAAAAACAAGGUUUCGUUUUACUCGCUUUCAUUACAGAAACAUCUAGGAGACACGAACGCACACGAACGGUUGCGUCUGAUAGUUAGAAGGGAACCCGUGGAGGCAGGUGAGACGUGGUCUCGAGUCAUACAGUCACUUCCGAUGUUUUCCCUAAUGGAAUUAAUUCAUCACAGAAUGUCUGCAUCGACUCUGUAGAAGAGGCAGAAAAAGCCAGCAACCAAAAUACAGCUAUUACCUAACUUGCCGUAGAUAUUUGCAAUUACGAUACCUUGGAAUGUUGCCACAAUAUGGAUUGCUUUGAUUAAAAGAUGUCAGUUGAAUAAAACAGUACCCUGGGAUAAUAGUUUUCUGCUGCUAGAUAAAUGCUGAUGUUUAUUUUUAAACCAGGAAACAUUGAUCCUGUGACAAUGCCCUAUUAGAAUUACUUUAUUAUAGCACAGGGUUGACGUAUAUUUAAUCAUUUGGCUAAUGGACGUGGGUGCAGGACUGACGGACACUCACUGCAUCUUGAUGAGCGGCAGGAGCCCAGCCCGGCCUCUGCAGGCCCGGCUGCCGCCCCAGCCUUUCAUUUGACUCCCACCCAACGCCUUGGCCGGCCGCAGCCAAACAGGUUACCUUUGACUUCGCGUUUCCCUUCAGUGCACACCGGCUAGGGUAGACACAGCAGAUCUCUCAGCACGGUUUCAUUACGGCUCAGUGCUAACAAGGAUGCAUCGCUUUUUGUGAUUUAAAAACGAAUGUAGAUUAGCAUGCAUGUUUCUCAACGUCGUCUCCGUGGUUUUCCAUGUGAUACGAACAAGGUCUGGUUCUUUUUUUAAGAGCCGGAUGCCUGCAUUCCUAUCUUUCUUUUGUUAUCUUAGAAGUAAACUACACUCAGCUGUUACCCUCUCCCGCGGCAUUCAUAGAAGGAUAUUUUUUCCCAUUGACUCUUUUACUUGGAUUCAAGGGUCAGAAUUUACUGUCUGCAAUACUGAGACCAUGUGUACAAGAGCCACCCGCUUCCAACAGUCACUCAUCUGGCAAACACUUACCCGUUUACCUUCUGUGUGUUAGAUACUAUAGGAGAUGCGGAGGAAGUAAUCAAUGGGAGCGAUUUGUUUUUGUGUGUUCCAUUUGUAAGCAGCCUCGGUAAGGUGCCGCCAGCUUCUGUAUGCACGCAAGACGGCAAGAUGCAUUUGGCUCUCCGUUUCUGCGGCUCGCAUUUCCUUUCUUAAAGAAUUUAUAAACUGCUGCCAUUUGAAACUUCCUAUGAGAAACUCAGAGUGGUCUGUUUAAAGGUCCCCUUCACCUUCCCCUCUCCUCUCCUCUGUGAGCAGAGUCAUUUCGAUGGCACACGCCGUCCCUGGUCUGCCUUACGUCUUUCUCUCCGCAGUGUGUGGCGUGUGUUUUUGCCCUGACUUCGAUGUACAGGAACGUCUUGGGAAUCGAGUGUUUUAGGCGACGUCUUAGAAUGCUUUCGUGUUCUUAACGUUUCUUUUCUGUAUUUUAAGUUGUUAUUUCCUGUUUUGACAUAGAAUCCAUUUUAAAAGUUUGUGCAGGAAAGGCCUCUUUCCCAUCGUACAUUUUGGUUAUCUGAUAUGUAAUAAAUUCAUGGUUUUAUGGCUGACUUUACGUUUCCCGGAGGGAAGGAGAUGUAUUUCUGCAGCGCCCUGAUCGAAGGAGCCAUUCACAGCAUGUUCUUACAUGUUCCGUGUCAGCCUGAUGAGACCUGUCCGGCCGAGGCAUAAACUUUUGUACUAGCUGUCUCCGUAUUCUGUUCAAUAAAUUCUGUGCUCUGAAUAUAUUUAAA